AUGAUCGCAGCGACAGAUCGAGUCGAGGAGCCGGCAUCCGAAGGCACGCGGCCGCCGCUGGCUGCGCUGAGACAGCUGCGGCUAAUUGAAAAGAUGGAGGCGCUGCUCUGCCCGACGAUGGGUGCCGUGUCACAGCCCGUGGUCAUCGCGCGCACCCGAGGCAGCUCCCUCCUGGACUGGUCCUUUGCAGGUGGAGGUUGUGCGGACGAGGUCGGGCGACUCUUUGCCGGUGCUGGGCUCUCACCGAUCGCCUUCAGCAAUUCCUCUUCGCAAUUCGGCGUUUCGUCUGAGACCAUGCUCCUCAGCCCGCAUGGAGCUUUGCCGGAUCCGACGGUGCGGAUCGUCUCAGUGGCCUGCGGCAAGGACCAUCUCCUUCUCCUGGACAGCGCCGGCCGGCCCUGGGCGCUUGGCGAUCCUUGCGCGGCAGGAGUGGCCUGCUCCGAUCAGCUCAGCCACGAGGUGUCGCAAUGCGCGGAGUUUUACCGGACACCCAAUACGGAGUCGCCAGCAGCCCUCACGCGGGCAACACCUGUGAUGGCAUUAUGGUCCGUACAUCUGACGAAGGUGGCAUGUGGAAAUGGCCACUGUGCAGCUGCCGACCGCAGUGGCAACCUCUUCGCCUUUGGUCGCGCCCUGGCGCGCCCGGACCUGGAGGCCCUUGGCACAACGGCCUGGCGGCGCCCACGCAAGGUGGUGAGCAUUUCAGACGCGGAGGAUGUCGCAGCUGGAGACAGCCACAUUGCCGUCGUGUGCCGGGAUGGCGGCACAUACCUUUGGGGCGAGAAUGUCCAUGGCCAGUGCGCCCGGGAUCCCGUGGGUCCAGGCUUGCGAGGAUCUCGUCACAGGAGCGGCGAGGUGCCUCAUUUGGUGCCGAGCCCGGCGCGUGCGGGCUUCGCUUUAGCCACAUGCGAUGCUCGCCGGGUGGCUUGUGGCAGGUAUCACACUGCAGUGCUGAGCUCUUACGGCCGCUUGGUGACCUUCGGCGAUGGCCUCUCGGGCCAGCUGGGUCGGCCGGCUGCGCCGGGAGAAGGCUGGAAACCCGCGGAACUCGACUGGAGCGGCGCUGUCUCUGAGCGGGUGGUACAGGUCGCGUGUGGAGACGACCACACAGUCUGCCUUACGGAGAUGGGCCAGGUCUUGGCGUUUGGCAGUGGCGAACAGGGUCAACUCUGCACCGGAGGUUGCCGCAACUAUCGGCUCCCGACACUGAUCCGAUCACUCGCUGACGUGCGCGAGGUGGUGGCCGGAGCGAACUGGACUUUGCUCCGCUGUGCAGACGAGAAGGCAUAUUGCCGCGACGACUAG
This is a messenger RNA of Symbiodinium sp. CCMP2592, 1305 nucleotides long. The record is from the annotation of a GenBank genome assembly. Lineage: Eukaryota; Dinophyceae; Suessiales; Symbiodiniaceae.